GCUAACUACACGAUCUGUAGCCAAGCACCGUGAAGAAGAAGAAGACGGUUCAAAGGUCAAAGUGAGAUAGUUUCCGGAGGAGCUGGGGGGUCACACACGGGGGGAGACGAUUUCAAAAUGCUGUUACGUAGGGUAUUGCAAAUCGGAGGGUUGACACUGCAACACAGCCGGUCCAUCCACCACAGUCCUGUAUGGAGGAGUCCUCUUAUACCGAUGGUUGUGGAGCAGACGGGGAGAGGAGAACGAGCAUAUGACAUCUAUUCCCGCCUUCUGAGGGAGAGAAUAAUUUGUGUAAUGGGUCCUAUUGAUGAUACUGUUGCCAGUCUGGUUAUUGCCCAGCUGCUGUUUCUGCAGUCAGAAAGCAACAACAAACCCAUCCACAUGUACAUCAACAGUCCUGGCGGUGUGGUAACAGCAGGCCUGGCCAUCUACGACACCAUGCAGUACAUCCUUAAUCCCAUCUCCACCUGGUGUGUCGGCCAGGCUGCCAGCAUGGGCAGCCUGCUCCUGGCAGCAGGAACCAAUGGGAUGAGACAUUCACUGCCCAAUGCCCGGAUCAUGGUGCACCAGCCCUCAGGAGGUGCCAGGGGUCAGGCCACAGAUAUUGCCAUCCAGGCUGAAGAGAUCCUGAAACUGAAGAGACAGAUCAAUGCCAUCUAUGCCAAACACACGGGGCAGCUGCUGACAACCAUUGAGGGUGUGAUGGAAAGGGAUCGCUACAUGAGUCCAAUUGAGGCACAGGACUUCGGUAUAAUAGACCGGGUCCUGGUCCACCCGCCCCAGGCUGGCCAGGACGAGCCUGAGCUGGUGCAAAAAGAGCCAGCAGCCACUGCAGCCAGUUCCACUCCAGCUCCAGAGUCUCAUGAUUCGGAGCAGGCCCCCCCAGGGACCAACCUCCCCUCCUCAUACAAACCUGAGCCGUGAACCCACCGUGGCAGAGCUGUCUCACUUCUGCAAGCACUUCUUCAGGAUUCAGUGGCUGACAGCUCCCGAGAGCAAAGCCCCUCCUCCAUGGUCGUCUUAAGUAGCUACUCUCUCCCCCCACAGUAACAACACUAUGCAGUAUGCACAUGUGGUAACACCAUGCUGGCUUAAACUAUCAGGAGGCAACCUACCUUUUACAUGGAGUGAAUUCAUUGUUGGACAGUUUUGUUAUUAACUGUUUGACAUGUUGAUAUAUGUGGUCUAUGAAAUAAGUCAAAUUUAGUUACUAUUAUAAGUAGUAAUGCAUAAUUAUUUGUUCCCCCACAUUAUGUGACAGUGCACCUGUGGAUUGAGCCUGGUGUCAUUGUACUCUGUGCAGUGGCAAAGGAAUCUAUCCACAUGCAAGUUGAUUAUGACUCAACGCUGAGGGAAAGUAGAAAGAGAUGGAGAUACUCCACUCUGGGUUUGUUGGGGGAAGAGGAAGGCUGUUACGAAUCUGGAGUCUCCUUUUCCUGUACCGCUUAGCUGCAGACAUGCCCAGCGGUGUGCAGGAACUUGUAUUACCUGUAUUUGAAUAUUCAUAUUUGUAAUAAAUGAUUAUUUUGACCACAA
Messenger RNA from Platichthys flesus (European flounder), 1536 nucleotides. RefSeq names its product caseinolytic mitochondrial matrix peptidase proteolytic subunit (gene clpp). Gene Ontology annotation, cellular component: endopeptidase Clp complex. The record is from RefSeq and is a predicted model, not a curated record. The transcript has 7 exons. Gene Ontology annotation, biological process: protein quality control for misfolded or incompletely synthesized proteins. Bases 118 to 924 code for a protein of 268 amino acids. Gene Ontology annotation, molecular function: ATPase binding; serine-type endopeptidase activity; ATP-dependent peptidase activity. NCBI's taxonomy places the organism in Eukaryota, Metazoa, Chordata, Actinopteri, Pleuronectiformes, Pleuronectidae.